Molecule: messenger RNA, 1403 nt
Organism: Pelmatolapia mariae (spotted tilapia)
Lineage: Eukaryota; Metazoa; Chordata; Actinopteri; Cichliformes; Cichlidae
Product: chemerin-like receptor 1
Exons: 3
Coding region: 72-1037 (321 amino acids)
Biological process (GO): complement receptor mediated signaling pathway; inflammatory response; phospholipase C-activating G protein-coupled receptor signaling pathway
Cellular component (GO): plasma membrane
Molecular function (GO): complement receptor activity; G protein-coupled receptor activity
Source: RefSeq, a predicted model, not a curated record
GUCCACCCAACGGCACAAGCAAUUUUAAACUCUCUAUUUUCACACGAGACAUAAAAUCCCUAUGAACAAUCAUGGACGUGGAGUAUUUUGAUUAUGAUAACUACACCGCAGACAUCGAUAGCAACUUCACCACUGAAGGAACCCUAAAUUUAUAUAGCGCCUCGUCUUCUUCAACUUAUGCUCUGGUGGCAGUCAACAUCAUCAUAUGUGUUUUGGGACUUGCAGGAAAUUCCCUGGUGAUUUGGAUUUGUGGAUGGAAAAUGAAAACCACAGUCAUCACUAUCUGGUACAUCAGCCUGGCCAUUUCAAACUUUUUGUUCUGUGCCUUGCUGCCUUUCGAAGUUGUGUACAUGAUAACUUCACACUGGCCCUUUGGAGAAGGCUUGUGCAAGCUCGCCUCAUCCGCCCUGUUUCUCAACAUGCACAGCAGUGUGUUCCUGUUGGUUCUCAUCAGCACUGACCGCUGUAUCAUGGUCUUAUUUCCUGUGUGGUCGCACAACCACCGCAAAGUAGGAAAAGCCCUUGGAGCCGUCAUCCUCAUGUGGGUUCUUUCUGCAUUCUUAACAGUGCCCUCACUUAUGUACAGGAAAACCACGGUCCACGGCUCGGUCAUUCAGUGCCACACGGAUUAUGGGGUCAGACAUAAAGCGGUGGUACUGACCCGUUUCAUUUGUGGGUUCCUGAUUCCUAUCCUAAUGAUUGUCUUCUGUUGCUCUGUGCUUGCCAUAAAGCUCAGAAGUCUGACCCACAAGUCAACAAAGCCGUACAAAAUCAUGGCUGCGCUCAUUUUGUCUUUCUUCGCCUGCUGGGUCCCCUACCACACCUUUGUCCUGCUGGAGAUAGACUUUAAGAACCACAACCUGGAGGUCAUUAAAACUGGACUAAAAGUUGGGGCCACCUUGGCUGCAGCAAACAGCUUCCUAUCUCCAGUUCUCUAUGUGUUCAUCGGCAAUGACUUUAAGAAAACCCUAAGGCGGUCUUUAUCAUCAAGGAUUGAGGAUGCUCUGGCAGAGGAUAUUCGUACAGCUCUGCGAUAGAUGGGCGACCUGGCCUGGGUGUACCUGCGUCUCUCGCUCCCUGGCAGCUUGGAAAGGCUUCAGGCCCAUCGUGACCCUGAAAUGGAUAAGGAGGAGAAAAUGGGUGGAUGGUUGAACUGUGAGGAGCAAAGUGAUGCAUGUAAAUAUUAAUAUGAGUGCCAAAAUCUGUGGACUCACUAAUGAAUGUAAUAAAAUACUGAAAAAAAGGAUACACACUCAGUCUCCCUUAAAGGGAACCUGACAAAUAGUAGUAUUUUAUUGUCACUUUCUUCUGUUAAAGUUCUUACAUUUCAAACCUACACCCGACCUACACCCUUUUUCACACCUUGGCUCAUGUGAUUAGGUGGAGGGUCAUUAGGGGGUCCA